This is a messenger RNA of Nymphaea colorata (pocket water lily), 2041 nucleotides long. Its product is annotated as probable protein S-acyltransferase 4. NCBI's taxonomy places the organism in Eukaryota, Viridiplantae, Streptophyta, Magnoliopsida, Nymphaeales, Nymphaeaceae. Gene Ontology annotation, cellular component: endoplasmic reticulum; Golgi apparatus. Bases 342 to 1541 code for a protein of 399 amino acids. The record is from RefSeq and is a predicted model, not a curated record. Gene Ontology annotation, molecular function: protein-cysteine S-palmitoyltransferase activity. Gene Ontology annotation, biological process: peptidyl-L-cysteine S-palmitoylation; protein targeting to membrane. The transcript has 6 exons.
UGUUCUUUUACGAGGAAGGAAGACUACCAAUGGUCCAAAAGUCCAUGCCACGUAAUAAGCGCUACCAAGAUGGUCUUCGUUGAUUUUUACGUCGUGGUGGUUGCUCUGCCUUUUCGUUCUAGAGAGAGAAUGGAAGAAGAAACGUGGCGAGAAAGAUAGAGGAAGAGCAUAUUUGCUGCUCGAUCUUGCUGAUGAACGAAGCGAGAUCCCAAGGUGGCAGUCGCCGUCAAUUCCGACCAGUGUGGCCAACAUUCAUCUGCUUGUGAAUCUGUGAUCCGAUCUCGUCUCCCCAUAGAACCUUCUUUGGAGGAACUGACAGUUCGAGAAUUUGUCAAUCAAGAAUGGGAACAACCAAGAGGCUUUAUCAAGUUUGGAAGGGGAACAACAGGUUCUUCUGUGGAGGUAGGCUGAUAUUUGGUCCGGAGGUGGGAUCGCUGCUUCUCUCCACUUUCUUGAUCUUCAGUCCUUCUGUUGUAUUCUGUACUCAAGUGGCUGCUAAGAUCAUCCAACCGUCACCACAUCUUGGCAUCUCUGUACUGGCUGUGGCUGUGCUUCUCACUGUUUGGGAUUUGCUAGUUCUCUUUAUGACAUCUGGUAGAGAUCCUGGUAUUGUACCUAGAAAUAAGCAGCCUCCUGAGGUGGAAGGUGAAAUUUCUUCUGCAUCAACAGAGUUCGUGAACAAUAGAAGUCCAGACUUAAGAUUGCCUCGAAUUAAAGAUGUCACAGUCAAUGGUGUUACAGUAAACGUUAAAUACUGUGAUACAUGCCUGCUUUACCGGCCUCCCCGUGCUUCCCAUUGUUCGAUCUGCAACAACUGCGUUCAAAAAUUUGAUCAUCAUUGUCCUUGGGUUGGUCAGUGCAUUGGGCUACGUAACUAUCGGUUCUACUUCCUGUUUGUUUCAUCUACAACCUUCUUGUGCAUAUACGUCUUUACCUUUUCUUGGGUAAAUAUCCUUUUGCAACGAUCACACAGAAGCCUCUGGAAAGCUAUGGCUAAAGAGGUUCCAUCAGUGGUUCUCAUAAUUUACACCUUUAUAAUGGUCUGGUUUGUUGGGGGACUCACAAUCUUCCAUCUCUAUCUGAUCAGCAGAAAUCAGACUACUUAUGAAAACUUCCGCUCCAGAUAUGAUAAGAAAGAAAAUCCAUAUAACCUGGGGGCCUGGAGGAACUUCAAAGAUAUUUUUUUGUCACCUAUCCCUCCUUCACUGAACGAUUUUAGAUCAAUAGUAAGAGAAGAGCCUGUAGAAUUUGUAGCAGCAGUUACUCCAGUUGUGGCAGGCAACUCCAUUGUGCCAAAGGAAAAUGCCAGCAUGGAAGUUAGCGAAACAAAAGUGGGAAUUUCUGGUAACAUGCAGCUUCCCAGAAUCCUGCAAGGCCUGGACUAUGGAGACAUUGUUGACAACCUGAAGAUUAGGGGCUCUGAUGUGGGGCACUCAUUUGAUUCAUUUAUUUUCUCUGUGGCACAAGAAACUACACAGGCUGGUGGUACCGACGAAGCAAAAGUUGCUGCAGAUCACCAUAACAUCAAUAUGGAAUCAUGAAAGUUGAUAUCAACAACUGUAGAUGAUGGCCGCACAUCAGCGUUGGUCCAGCAGGGUCGCUUGCUGUAUGAGUUCCUCUGUAUCUUAUGAAAAGCCUUGGACAUUUUGGGUUUGUACUUUUGUGCAGUGUCUCAGCAUAAGCAGCAGUGUGGCUCUUGGAGUUUGCGUUCAUGUGCCGCAAAUUUCAAGGAUGUUUUCAGCAAAAUAAAAAGCAAUAAAAUGCUGGGGAGAGUUUGUGAAAGCAAAAGGGGAAAAAAAAUGAUGUCUUUGCUAAUUGAAACUCAAUCUGUAUGCAGACAUUCGACAUGGUCUUGAAGGUUUCAACUUACAACCUGCAUGGUUGCCUAUUGAGAAAAAGAAGAAGCUUAUAAUUUUUUAUUUUGUACGACUAAAUUAUGUGCUUUGAUUUUGUAAUAUUAAAACAUAUACCAAUUACCAAGAGUGAGAUCCUGAACCUAGAACAGAAAUAAUGAAAAGUUUUUGAAUUUCUUAUACAGCAA